Ochotona curzoniae (black-lipped pika) is the source of this 3093-nucleotide messenger RNA. RefSeq names its product glutamate dehydrogenase 1 (gene GLUD1). The transcript has 13 exons. The coding region runs from base 178 to 1857 and encodes 559 amino acids. Gene Ontology annotation, cellular component: mitochondrion. The record is from RefSeq and is a predicted model, not a curated record. Gene Ontology annotation, biological process: L-glutamate catabolic process. Gene Ontology annotation, molecular function: L-glutamate dehydrogenase (NAD+) activity. Lineage: Eukaryota; Metazoa; Chordata; Mammalia; Lagomorpha; Ochotonidae.
CCCUCCUCCCCGUUAGGCGACGGGCGGCCGAGGGGAGGGGACAGCCAAGGCAGGGCAGGAAGCCGCCGCUUAAAAGGGCAGCCCGCGCCAAGCCCUUCCUCCCUGGGUGCGGAGGUCCGCGAGCUCCAGUGUCUCUUUUUUUUUUGCCCCCUCCGCGUCGCCGCCGCCGCCGCCGCCAUGUACCGCUGCCUGGGCGAAGCGCUGCUGCUGUCGCGGGCUGGACCCGCCGCGGCGCUGGGCUCGGCGGUGACCGCCGACUCGGCCUCGCUGUUGGGAUGGGCCCGCGGGCAGCCGUGCGCCCCGCAGCCGGGGCUCGCCUUGCCGGCCCGGCGCCACUACAGCGAGGCGGCGGCCGACCGCGAGGACGACCCCAACUUCUUCAAGAUGGUGGAGGGCUUCUUCGACCGGGGCGCCAGCAUCGUGGAGGACAAGCUGGUGGAGGAUCUGCGCACCCGCGAGAGCGAGGAGCAGAAGCGGAAGCGAGUGCGGGGCAUCCUGCGGAUCAUCAAGCCCUGCAACCAUGUGCUGAGCCUCUCCUUCCCCAUCCGGCGCGACGACGGCUCGUGGGAGGUCAUCGAGGGGUACCGGGCCCAGCACAGCCAGCACCGCACGCCCUGCAAGGGAGGUAUCCGUUACAGCAUGGACGUGAGUGUAGAUGAAGUGAAAGCGCUGGCUUCUCUGAUGACAUACAAGUGUGCAGUGGUUGAUGUGCCAUUUGGGGGUGCAAAAGCUGGUGUUAAGAUCAAUCCCAAGAGCUACACGGAUAAUGAGUUGGAAAAGAUCACAAGGAGGUUUACAAUGGAACUAGCCAAGAAAGGCUUUAUUGGUCCUGGCAUUGAUGUGCCUGCUCCGGACAUGAGCACAGGCGAGCGGGAAAUGUCCUGGAUUGCUGACACCUAUGCCAGCACCAUAGGGCAUUAUGAUAUCAAUGCGCAUGCCUGUGUCACUGGCAAGCCCAUCAGCCAAGGAGGCAUCCAUGGACGCAUCUCUGCUACCGGCCGCGGGCUUUUCCAUGGAAUUGAAAACUUCAUCAACGAAGCCUCUUACAUGAGCAUUUUGGGGAUGACACCGGGAUUUGGAGAUAAAACAUUUGUUGUUCAGGGGUUUGGUAAUGUGGGCCUGCAUUCUAUGAGAUAUUUACAUCGUUUUGGUGCUAAAUGUGUUGGUGUUGGUGAAUCCGAUGGAAGUAUAUACAAUCCAGAUGGUAUUGACCCAAAGGAACUGGAGGACUUCAAAUUGCAACAUGGAUCCAUCCUGGGCUUCCCCAAGGCUAAGGUUUAUGAAGGGAGCAUUUUGGAGGCUGACUGUGACAUACUGAUCCCUGCUGCCAGUGAGAAGCAGUUGACCAAAGCCAACGCACCCAGGGUCAAAGCCAAGAUCAUUGCCGAAGGUGCCAAUGGGCCAACAACUCCCGAAGCUGACAAGAUUUUCCUGGAGAGAAACAUCAUGGUUAUCCCAGAUCUCUACUUAAAUGCAGGAGGUGUGACAGUAUCUUACUUCGAGUGGCUGAAGAAUCUGAACCAUGUCAGCUAUGGCCGUUUGACCUUCAAAUAUGAAAGGGACUCCAAUUACCAUUUGCUCAUGUCUGUUCAAGAAAGUUUAGAAAGAAAAUUCGGCAAGCAUGGUGGAACUAUUCCUAUCGUCCCCACAGCAGAGUUCCAGGAUAGAAUAUCGGGAGCAUCUGAGAAGGACAUUGUGCACUCUGGCCUGGCCUACACCAUGGAGCGUUCUGCCAGGCAAAUUAUGCGUACAGCCAUGAAGUAUAACCUGGGGUUGGACCUGAGAACAGCUGCCUAUGUCAACGCUAUUGAGAAAGUCUUCAAAGUGUACAAUGAGGCCGGCGUGACCUUCACCUAGAUGGAUAGUGGCUGAGCCCCUCACCCUUCCCACCUGUAACUUCUGCAGAUCUAUCACAAGUUUACAUGUAACCACAAAAUCCUUUUCUCUCAUGACUCAUUAGGUAAUGGCCACCACCCUCAACAUGUCGAUCCAAAUCAGCCCCCCUGGAAGAAACAAAUCAAGGUUAGGGGAUCACAUAGCAGCUGACGAGCAUAGAUACAGAAAUGGCGUGUGUCUGAGAACCAAUUAGGCAUUUCCCUUUAAAUAGGAAGCUUCUUCCAUCUGCUGUGAGCUGCCCCGCUCCAGCGGCUCUGCCCAGCACUGGCUGUCUGUUGCCAGAGAAGACAAGAUAAUCAGAAGUAGUCGGCUGCUUGCUGCUUUUGCUUGGAACAAAUCCAGGACAGGCUGUCACUUUGACACAUUAAGUAGCUAUGAGGCAUUCAGGUGUCACGGUCCUCAAUGAGUUACUGGUAUUUUACAUCAGCAAAAUAACUCAGUUUUACAAGUUGCAAACAAAAAUAAAAGCUGUUUCUCCUUAUGCAUUUUAUUCUCCUAGGAUAAAAUAUAAGUACAUGCUGCUGUAAUAAAAUUGCCUUUAAUCACUUAACAAGUCUAACUUCAACUCAAGCAGUGAGUACCUAUAAACAUGAUACAUGAAAAAAGCUAGUAUUUUUAUAACAUUAAACAAUUAUCAUUUAUAGCUUAUCAAUCAUGUGUUGUCCAGCAAAACAAAAGGCCUGAUGGAGCGCUCUCUUCAGCCCUACCCAUGAUGGAGGCUAUCUCUAAGGCUGUUGGGAUUUACUAACUGUUAUUAUUAUAGUCCAAAGAUUAUAGUGACUGUUUCAUCGUGUGAAUUAAUUGUUUCUUCCUUUGAAGCUCCAUUAUGUUGACUAAUUGGACAGUACUUCAAGUAGAGUGCACCAGGAAACAACCACUUCGGUUCUUGUUUGGGGUCCACCCGUGGCUGCAGCUCAGCCUGCCUCUGCACCUCCCCUAGGAAAAGGCUUUGCCUGCUGUACCCGGUUUCUGCAAGAGGGGGGCUGCCAGCAGCCGGGGCUCAGGGCUGUGUGGGGAGUUAGCUGGCCAGGGACUUGAAACAGUAGUGUCCCAGUGAAGUACUAGACAUUAUUUAUGUAAGAAUGAAUGCUUUUUUUUAAAUAAUGUAAGACCCUUUCAGAAAUUUCUAACUACUUUGUACCUGCAUGACUUAACCUGUGAUAAAAAGCAGUUAUUAAAAGUCUACCUUUUCCAAAA